GCCUCUGAAUGGUUAAGUAUUAUACAGAGUCUGAAUGGUUAAGACCUCUUAUCUGAAUUGAUCAGACAUUUGCCUCUGAAUAGUUAAGCAAUAUACUAGCUCUUAAUGGUUCAGACCUCUUACUGGUUCAGCACUUAAUGGUUCAGACCUCUUACUGGUUCAGCACUUACCCAUUCAGAAGUUGCCAAACAGCCCCUUAAGUGUACACCACUAUCUCAGAGACACACAUUAGAUAUUUGUAGCAAAAUCCAUUUUGAAUCAAUCAAAUUAUAUAAUUUGUGAAUUAAUAAUCUUUUUUCAAUUCUUUUCGAUUCUUCUAAUUUCUUCUAAUUUCUUUUCAUUUCUUCCAACAUUUAAUUAUUUUUGAGAAAAAAAAAACAGCCUCUGAGUGAGAAGCCAUUGAGUGAGACGUAUUCAAAAAAAAAAAAAAAAAGUGAACAGGCGAGAAAUUGAACGCAAAAAUGGCAAUAUGGCAUCAAUCUCAACUUCUUUUAACAUUCUCCGCCGCCCCUCUCUCCGCCGCCCCACGCAGAGAAUCCCUGCGGCAGAGCGGCCUGCUUCUCUCCCGUGUCUCCGAUAACGUCGCCGAAGACCUCCAACUGCGUUCGAUAGAUCCCGGCUCAACAGGAGUAUUUCCGACAACGUCGCCGAAAACCUCCUGUUGCCGGCUCAACAGGAGUAUUUCUGUGAGCGUUAUGAUGCUUCAUGUACACAGUUCCUCCGGAAUCGUGCGAGGCCAAGAGAAUCGGCACAACCGUACUCAAGAAAGCCUCCGCCUCUGUUCUCAGCCGUAUGAAUAUGAACCCCAGCAAGUAUUUUUCCGUUCUUCCUUCCAUUCUUUGAAUUUUCGAAGGUUAUAUUUGCAAGCUCAUGCAUCUAAAUCCACCUCACUACGAGAAAACCUGCCCCUUCUCAAAAUUGGAAGUCCCACAACUAUUAAGUUUGAUAGAGGAGUUAGGGUUUUUGCUAGGGUUAAGCUUCGGUGUUGUUCAAAGGCUUUAGGUUCUAGUUCGAAAACUACCAUGAAUGGUAAAAGGAAAGGGCAUGCAGGUGUAUUGCCAAUUAUUUUGCGGUCUUUGGCCACUGAGAGUGAGGCUGAGAAGAUACUCGAUUCGUAUUGCGGCCAACUUAGUGCUAGGGAGUUAACUGUGAUUCUCACGGAACAGAGUAGUUGGGAGAAGGUAAUUAGGGUGUUCGAGUGGAUGAAAUCGCAGAAAGAUUAUGUGCCUAAUGUGAUACACUACAAUGUUGUGCUACGCACCCUGGGCAGAGCCAGAAAAUGGGAUGAGUUGAGACUCUGCUGGACUGAGAUGGCGAAAGAUGGGGUUUUGCCAACAAAUAAUACAUACGGAAUGCUUGUUGAUGUGUAUGGAAAAGCAGGUCUUACAAAGGAAGCACUUCUGUGGAUUAAGCAUAUGAAGGCGAGAGGAAUUUUCCCCGAUGAGGUUACAAUGAGCACAGUGGUUAAAGUUUUGAAGGAUGCUGGAGAGUAUGAACGGGCAGAUAGGUUUUAUAAAGAGUGGUGCACUGGGAAAAUCACUUUUAAUGAUCUUGAUUUGGAUUCUGUUAGUGAGCCGAACACAAUUUCUAGUUCAGAGCCCUUAAGUUUGAAGCAAUUUUUAUUGACUGAGCUUUUCAGGACAGGAGCCAGGAGCCCAUCUAGGGCUGUGGAAUUUUCAGAAGCAGAGGGAUCUCUUAGGAAACCUCGACUUGCAUCAACGUAUAAUACUCUGAUUGAUAUGUAUGGAAAGGCAGGCCGUUUACAAGAUGCCGUGGAUGUGUUCGCAGAAAUGCUAAAGUCUGGAGUGACAUUGGAUACUUUUACUUUCAACACCAUGAUCUUUAUUUGUGGAAAUCAUGGUAAUUUGGGCGAAGCUGAAGCUUUGCGCUAUAAGAUGGAGGAAAGAGGGAUAUCUCCAGAUGUAAAAACAUUCAAUAUCUUUAUCUCUCUGUAUGCCAAUGCAGGGAACACAGACAUAGCUCUUCAGUACUACAAAAGGAUAAGGGAGUUUGGCCUUUUCCCUGACGAUGCAUCUCGUAGAUCCAUCCUUUUUAUACUAUGCAAAAAAAGAAUGGUGCAUGAAGUUGAGGCCGUGCUUAAAGAAAUUGAGAGUUUAGGCAUGCAUGUUGAUGAGGGGUGUCUUCCAGUUGUUACAGAACUGUAUGCUAGUGAAGGACUGAUGGAGCAAGCGAAGAUCUUACUUGAAAAGUCUCAAUUGACUGGUGGUCUGUCAUCAAAGACUUACGCUGCCAUCAUGGAUGUGUAUGCAAAUCGGGGACUCUGGGCUGAAGCUGAGGAUGUUUUCUCCUGUAAGAGGGAUAUGUUCAGGCAGAGGAGAACAGUGUUGGAGUAUAAUGUCAUGUUCAAAGCUUACGGGAAAGCAAAGCUCUAUGAUAAAGCCUUUUCCCUCUUCAAGGGAAUGAAGAGUCAAGGGACAUGGCCUGAUGAAUGCACUUAUAACUCUAUGAUUCAGAUGUUUUCCGGAUGUGACUUAGUGGACCAAGCAAAGAAACUUUUAACUGAAAUGCAAGAUGUUGGAUUUAAACCAUCAUGUCUGACGUACUCUGCAUUAAUUGCUAGUUAUGUCCGUGUGAGUAAACUUUGUGAUGCUGCUGAUGUUUUUCAAGAAAUGCUUAAAACUGGAGUAAAACCAAAUGAGGUAGUGUAUGGAUCUUUAAUUGAUGGGUUUGCUGAAGCUGGUCACUUUGAAGAAGCCAUGAACUAUUUCCAUAUGAUGGAGGAUUCUGGGGUAUCAGCUAAUCAGAUAAUCUUAACUUCCAUGAUUAAGGCAUAUAGCAAGCUCGGUUCAGUAGAAGGAGCAAAACAUUUAUAUGAGAAGAUGAAGAACAUGGGCACAGGUCCCGACAUUAUUGCAUCUAAUAGUAUGCUCAAUAUGUAUGCAACGUUAGGAAUGAUAUCUCAAGCAAAAUUGAUAUUUCGUGAUUUGCGUCAGAAAGGGAGGGCAGAUGAGGUAACUUUUGCUACUAUUAUGUAUGCGUACAUGAACAUGGGUAUGCUAAGUGAAGCCAUUGGCAUUGCAGAGGAGAUAAAGCAGUCAGGAUUUCUGAGGGAUUGCAUGACAUUUAACCUGGUGAUGGCAUGCUAUUGCUCAAAUGGCAAACUUGUUGAGUGUGGUGAGCUGUUGCAUGAAAUGGUAGACAUGAAGCUUCUACCAAACAAGUCAACAUUUCGAAUAUUAUUCACCAUAUUACGCAAGGGAGAUUUUCCAGCUGAAGCAAUCAGACAGCUUAAGUCAUCAUACCUAGAAGGGAAAGAUCACGCAAGCGAUGCUGUGAUAACCUCUGUAUUUUCUAUGCUGGGUUUGCAUGCAUAUGCACUUGAAUCAUGUGAGAUCUUCAUAAACCCAACAAUGGGGCUUCAUUCCUUUGUCUACAAUGUUGCAAUAUAUGCUUAUGGAGUAUCAGGGGAUCCAGAUAAGGCCCUCAACAUCUUCAUGAAAAUGAUUGAUGUGGGUCUGAAACCAGAUGUUUUUACAUAUCUUGGCCUUGUAGUUUGUUAUGGAAAAGCUCGCUUAGUUCAACGCAUAGAGCGGAUAUAUAUGCGACUAAAAUGUGGAGACAUCAAGCAUGAUGAGUCAUUGUACAAUGCCAUCAUAGAUGCCUAUAAAGAUGCCGGCAGAGGUGAUCUUGCUUAUUUGGUUAGACAACAGAUGAGGCUUGCUAAAACAGAUGGUGAAUUUGAUGAAGAACAGUACCCUAACUCUGAAACUGGGGAUUCUUUUGAUGAAGAUGAGUGUCUUUACUAGUUUACUCUAAAAGUUAGCGAUGGCAUUCUCGGAACAAUACUAGCAGGUCAUCAACUCCUUAUCCAGAAUUUAGAAUGAUAGCUGUUGAAAAUUUCUGCCUUCAAGAUUUUCAGCUGGAUAUGAGGAUAUAAUCUGCUUGUGUUUCGUUACUGUAUAGAUCUUCGUCAAGUAGAAGAUGAGCACCAAGAUAUGAAUUCCUUGAUGGCCAAGAUAUGAGUUAUGGCUUACGGAUUUGGACCAUGGCUGCUGGUUAGCUAAUGAAGAAAACAUAGACGAACCAGAUCAAAGAAAAAUUAGAGAGGGAAGGGGGGAACUGUACUAUGACUAAUAUCCCCUGGCAGAACAGAUUGGCCCUCGAAGAGCUAAAGAAAGCAGCUUUUGACCUUCAUUAUUUUUGGUGUUUUGAGCUAGAACGCUACAAAACAAACAGAGGAAUCUUUCUGGCUUGUUAUCAGACCUUGGUCCAAGUGUGGUUUGUUAGUUUCUUUGGAGCACACGUUAGCCACCACUAACAAAGCAACCAUGCAUUUGCAUGAUCAAGGCUUCAAACCUCCCGCAUAAAACGGCACGGUACACAAAAUAAAAAUGAUAAGGUGUGAAAAUCAUAAAGGAAGAUGUUAGAGGUAGACCUCAUGUGUACACCACCGAAUCUCCACCACACAUCUUGGUAAUGAAUAAAACGAGCCAAGGAUAGAUAAGAAAUGUGUGGUGAGGAAACUGGUAGUGCACAAAUGUGGGCUAAAUGUACCCUUGAUAAAUUUCAUACUGCACCCUUCCUAGAUAUAAAUUGAGUUGACCAAGAAAACACAUCUGCUUUGGUUGAGUUGAGAAAUUCUUCAAAUGGUAUAUCCCUUCUCACACUUAGGCUCUCGAUAGCCUGGAGCCCAGCAUCCAAGUUGUCUAACUCUAAGUCUCCCCAUACCCAUUCUUCGAGUAAACGAUCACGUAGGCCCCGCACGUUCUCACCUUCAUUCAUCAGCAUAAAUAGGGAUUGGGCCUUUUGCCGCUCCCGCCGUAUUUCAUUUAGAUACUCCUAGAUCUCUGAAGGAAUCCUAAUUGUAUCUGGAACAUAUCUGAUGAAGGAAGGUGAGAACCCUAAGGAGCUUACGUGAUUGUUUACUCAAAGAAUGGGUAUGAGGAGAGUUGGAGUUAGACGACUUGAAUGUUGGGCUUCAGGCUAUCGAGAGCCGAAAUGUGAGAAGGGAUAUACCAUUUGAAGAUUUCCUCAAGUCAACUAAAGUAGAUGUCUUUUCGAUGACGCAAAGGCCUUACCAAAGGCCUAAGGUAUGUUCCUUUGUCAAGUCGAUUUUACAUCUAGGAGGGUGCAGUAUGAAAUUUAUCAUUGGGUAAUAGUAGAGGUACAUUUCACAUUCGUGCACUAAUAGUUUCCUCGCCGCACAUUUCUUAUCCAUCCCUGGCACAUUUUGUUCAUACCAAGAUGUGUGGUGUAGAUUAGGUGGUGUGCACAUGAGAUGUACCUCUAACAUCUUUCCUUAUGAUUUUCACACAUUAUCGUUUUUAGUUUGUGUAGUGUACUGUUUUACGCGGGAGCUUUGAAGCAUUAAUCAUGCAAAUGCAUGGUCGCUUUGUUAGUGGUGGCUAAACCCAAACUGGAAGUUCUUACAUGAUGUUUGCUGCAAAUAAACCAGACAGAGAGAAAAGGCAUGUCUGGAUUUAGUUCUUGGUCGCUCUGCACGUACUUUUAAAUAUCAAAAUUUUCCAUAUUGGGCAUGUUGGAAUAAGCAUAAUAUGAGUUCCCUACCAUAUUUCUCUUUUGGGAUGUCUAAAAAAGUCUCCUCUUUCUU
This is a messenger RNA of Cuscuta campestris, 5572 nucleotides long. Lineage: Eukaryota; Viridiplantae; Streptophyta; Magnoliopsida; Solanales; Convolvulaceae. The record is from the annotation of a GenBank genome assembly.